Messenger RNA from Lytechinus pictus (painted urchin), 4072 nucleotides. Its product is annotated as dystrophin-like. The record is from RefSeq and is a predicted model, not a curated record. NCBI's taxonomy places the organism in Eukaryota, Metazoa, Echinodermata, Echinoidea, Temnopleuroida, Toxopneustidae. The transcript is spliced from 3 exons. Bases 1 to 513 code for a protein of 170 amino acids.
AUGGCGACUACCAUGGCAAUACAAGGCCAGAUCGAAGAGAAACGACAAGAGAUUGGGACAUUGAACAAGACUGCCCAGGAACUCAACACAGAUGGCGCCAGACAGGUCGCAGAGCCCGUCAUGCUGCGCAUGAACACCCAAUGGCGAGAGAUUGAGCAACGGUUCACCCAGUUCAGAAAACCAGUCCGGGAGGAAGUCUUCGUAGAAAGAACGGUCACAGAACUGAAGACAACUUACAAAUUCGAAGAGAACACCGUACAGCAAGAGAGUGUGCAGAAGCCGGUGGCUGACUUCGGCCCGCUGAUAGAAGAGGCCAAUGCACUGUGUGAUAGGGUGGUUGAGAUACAGAGUAAACUGAAGGUUCCGGAACUAACGGGAGCUGCCUUUGAAAAUUUCUCUGUGCAGGAGGACCAUGUGAAGGUGAGUGACAACGGAAGAAGAAGAAUUGAAGUUUGUGUUAACAUAGCUGAAAGUUUGGGUGUUUUGUGUACGCAGAUGGAGGGUGUGUGUUAACAUUGCUGAGUUUUUGUAUAUUUGUGUGUGUGUGUAAAUAGGUGGUGAUGAUAUGAUGAUGAUGAUGAUGGUGAUAAUGAUAAUGGUGGUGGUGAUGAUGAUGAUGAUGAUGGUGGUGGUGAUGAUUAGGAUGAUGAUAACGGUGAUGAUGAUGAUAUGGUGAUGAUAAUGAUGAUGGUGGUGGUGAUGAUGAUGAUGAUGAUAAUGGUGGUGAGAUGAUAAUGACGAGGGGAGGAGAAAUACCCUACCAUGAUAAGUGAUGCUAAGAAGGAAGAGGAAAAGGUGGAGUGAUAAUUGUGCACCUCUUAUAAUAUUGAGGAAAUAUGAUAUUGCUGAUCAACACAAAAUCUUGCUCACCUAUGGAACACCAAAGAAAGGAUUGAAGUUACACAUCCAUAUUAACAUAUUAUUCUACUCUACUUCUGUAAAAGAGUUACUAUGCUUCUGUAAAUGAACAACUUUUGUCCCAAACAGAUCAUCUGUAACAUAUUAUCGAAAAUUUCUAUCAUUUUAUAACGUCUCAUGGAGCAUUUAUACCUAGUCUGCCGGCACAGACCCUUGGUUUUUCGCGAUUCGCAAAGUGCAUAGUGCAGAGUCUGAAUUAGUGAGACUAGAUUCACUAUGUACUGUGGCUGCCUCUACCAAGGACAGAAUCUUUGGAGUCUAGUCUUCACUCUAGACCUGUUAUUGGUUGAAGUAUCAAAAAAGAGUCUGUGCAGGCAGACUAAUUUAAACCUUUAUCAUGAUGAAAGCCUCCAUAUAAUACUCUACCACCGUCCAAUGUCUGUGGGCAAAAUGCAAUUGAUUUUGCCUGUAGCACUGUCGUAGAAGGUAAAGUAGCUCCCAUUCACUUUGCCAAACCAGACUGAAAACCUCUAAAGUUUGAGUCACAUGUACCUUGCAUCACGAUGCCCCAUUGGUAUUUACCAAAAGACAAGGGUAAAGAACGCUUUUGAAGGGGGGUUUGUUUACACCCAUAACGGACUUAUUUACGAUUGCACUCGGGAUGCUUGAUAGAAGAUUAAGCGCUCCUCGAACGUAAUGAUUGGGGAGAAUCGGUGGGUCAACAGCGGCCGUUCAAAAUUCGGCCGCUUUGAGAGGAUCUCUCGUUACAAAGUAGGGGGCUUUUCUCUGGAAUCCUUUUAAGCUUAUCUCAAACUUGCAAUGCUACAUUAAUGAAUGGGGUAGAAUGUCUUUAUUCUGGAAGUACUUGAUACUUCCUUUGGACGUGCAAGUAUGAAUUCAUUCUUAAUGUGCUUUUACACAGUUUGCUUCAUUUCAAAAUGACUUCUCUUUCAAAUUCCUGUGCAUUUGAAUAAAUGGGAUUCUAUUUCAGACAUUUUUACAAGUAUUGUUUCAUUUUGAAAUUUGAGAAAGCUUAGGAUCGGCUCUUUUCAAACUGUAUUGACUGAAUUCUCAUUCAUUUUACCUGACUAAUCAUGGGUUUUAGAUGGAGAUUCACAUUUCAUUAAUCAACUACCAGGGGAGGAUUUCACAAAAAAAACUUUAUCUGUGAUUUCCACUGACUAAUUCACUCUUAGCCAAUCGGAUGUAAGGAUUUGUAGUAGCUUACAACAGUUGUCAGUGAAACUUACUUUGGUGAAACAUAAAUUCUGUUUCAUGAAAUGCCCUAAGGAGUAUAUACAUGUAGGGCCCAUUGGCAUAGUAGCAUAAGUCUGCUGUGCAACCCCUUCACUCAGGAAAAGUGGCCUGAAUAUGCAGCCUAAUCUCUGCCAAUGACUUUUGUACUAAGGUCCCUCUCAUAUCAAUGGAACAGCAAGUUGCAUUUUGGCUAGUCUUGUGUGAAAACCCACUUGUUUAUCAACAUUUCAAUCAGGGUCUGUGCCUGCAGUGUAUAAUAACUUAGAGGUGGACUGCUCUCAUAUGUUUCCCUCUCAGAAAGUGUGCUUUUUUCCUGUCAAUCUGAUAUCACAUAAAGUCUCACUUUCCUCGUUUAACUCUUUAGUAGACCGCCAUUCUUCCAUUAUGCCCUCUAUUUAAUCACCCAUUCUAAGAGAAAGAACCUUCUAUAUGUGUCUGUCACACCUAUACACUGGAGCCAGCAUAUAACAACUUAGCCUCCAUAAUACAUGGGGCCAGCCAUUGCUAGUCUACAAGCACAGACUCAUGUUUGACACUUAAACCAAUUAUACCAUGUCUUGAGUGAAGACUAGAUUCCAAAAUCUCUGUCACUGUCAAGUAAGAGCCAUAGUGAAUCUAUAGUCUCACUACUUCAAACUCUGCAUUAUGCACAAUGCGAAUUCUGAAAACCAAAAGUCUGCAGGCACAGACCAAGCCAUUGCCUCCUUGAAUCCAAUUUUUCUUAUCAAGUAUCCCAUCCUUGGUAUCAAGAAAUGCAUUUAAUGAAAAGUUGCAGCUCCAGCUGAAGCCGGGGUAAUUAUAGUUGCUCUUUGUAUCCUCUGGCAAAGAGGGAGAACUGAAAAACCUGAGGAACACAUGGAGAACUAUACAGAAAUUGGCCCAGGACCUACAGAAGUGGAGGACAUUUGUUGCUGCCCUACAUGCCAUUGGAGGCAUAAAGGGCAGUAAUAAAGUAAGUAAGUUGUAUUAUCUGGCUCUAUCUGGCUCUAUAUAAGUCUGGCUAUUAGCUUUAGUUUUAAUUUGUUAGAUUACAACACAAGAUAUUGAGGAUUCAAAUUGUUGGUAUGGGGAAUUAUUUGUGCAAGUCUUGAUAUUAAGAUUUGGGAUUAACGACUGCGUGUGUCGGCAUACGCUGGCCAAAGGAUCCAGGAGGGAGCUUCAUAUAGCUGUCCGUUGCUUAAGAAUGACAUGACGUACGUCUGGUGACCCUUUUUUGUGCUAAAUCAAUGAUAUAUCUCUAUGUAGCUGACUUAAUAAUAAUAAUUAAUAAUAAUAAUUGGCAUUUAUAUAGCGCUUUAUCUAUCUAUGACUGUUCAAAGCGCUUCACAAUUAUUAUUACCCGGUCACUGGAUUCAUAGCAUUCCAUGCAGCCUGUUAGGCGCAAACUUGCUAAACCAACCACAAUGACGGUUGUUUCCUGCCGGUACCCAAUUAGCACCUGGGUGAGAAUGGCUUAGUACCAAAGAACAUGUUCCAGUCGUUCGUAAGGUCGUGCGUAACUUUACAAGCAGGUUUAUGAAACACCUCCAAGGUGUGACGGCACCUUGAAGAGGGAGCCCUCUUAGGCUUUGUUGAGUGGGAUUAUACAAGUUUUAACUGGCUGGGAAUUUGAUCAGGACGAAACAAGAGAAGGGAAUGGGAGGAUUGAAGUCAUCCUCAAGCUCUAUUGAUUGAGCUGGCAAGUGGUGGAUUAUCGGUCUCCGAUGGCACCGGCAAAUGGUUGAUUAUUGGUCUCCGGUGGCACCGGCGGUGAAUUUGAACGUCCGUGUACGGCGGCGUGGUGCGGAGUCGUGAUCCCAUCUGUGGGGGAUGAUCGUACAAGCCAGACAGAGAAACAAGUGAUAGUGUGGAGUUUUAAGAGGAGAUAUUAAAAGAAGAAACAAGUGAUAGUAUGGAGUUUUAAGAGGAGAUAUUAAAAGAAGAAACGAAAUAGGGGAAUAGAAGUAAAGAGUUUUCG